This is a messenger RNA of Penicillium canariense, 738 nucleotides long. Its product is annotated as CSN8/PSMD8/EIF3K family protein. Gene Ontology annotation, cellular component: cytoplasm; eukaryotic translation initiation factor 3 complex. Lineage: Eukaryota; Fungi; Ascomycota; Eurotiomycetes; Eurotiales; Aspergillaceae. The coding region runs from base 1 to 738 and encodes 245 amino acids. Gene Ontology annotation, biological process: regulation of translational initiation. The transcript has 2 exons. Gene Ontology annotation, molecular function: translation initiation factor activity; ribosome binding. The record is from RefSeq and is a predicted model, not a curated record.
AUGGUCGCCUUCGACAAGUGUGAAACCCGACCGGCCCAUAUCGACGCCAUUCUCAAUGGCCUCGAUCGGUACAACCCCGAGACCACCACCGUCUUCCAGGACUACGUGGCCCAGCAGUGCGAGGACCGGUCAUUCGACUGCUACGCCAACCUGGCGCUGCUGAAGCUCUACCAGUUCAACCCCCACCUCCUCCAGCCCGACACCGUCACCAACGUCCUGGUCAAGGCCCUGACCGUGUUCCCCUCCCCCGCCUUCUCGCUCUGCCUCGCCCUGCUCCCCGCCCACACUCAGCCAUUCCCUGCUACCAAUGAGGCCCAGGCCGCCUCGCAGAACUCGGACUUCGUCGAGUCCGUGCAGAAGCUCUCCCGCCUCUCUACCCUCCUCGAGUCCGCCCAGUACACCCAGUUCUGGUCAACCCUCAACUCGGAUGACCUGUACGCCGAUCUGACCGCCGACAUUGCCGGGUUCGAGGAGCUCGUGCGCAUCCGCAUCGCCGUGGAAGUCGGCAAGGCUUUCCGCACCAUCACCGCCGAGUCCCUCGAGCAGUGGCUCGACCUGCGCAGCCGCGACGCCCUGGCCAAGUUCGUCGCUGACGUCUGCGGCUGGAAGAUUGAGGGCGACGUCGUCCGCGUCCCCACUAACAAGGAGAACGAGGCCCGCAGCGAGGUGAAGAGCGAACACGUCGGCGUCGAGAUGUUCGGUCGUGUCAUCCGCCGCGGCUUCGAGCAGCCCGCAUGA